AGGAAACCAAACAAGGAAUCCGGCUAUGAGCUGUCUUACGUUACGUGUCAUUUCCAGAGUUUCAGUGAUUCAGAAAUCUCCGGGAGACUUUUGGUGAACCAAAUCCUUGCUGGCUGCUGUCUUCUCAUUGGUGAGCUGCGGUCGCCCUGGUAACGGUAUGAAGGCUCUGAUCCUGGUUGGUGGUUACGGGACCCGGCUGCGACCACUCACGCUGAGCGUGCCCAAACCGCUGGUGGAGUUCUGCAACAAGCCCAUCCUGCUGCACCAGGUGGAGGCUCUGGUCCAGGCCGGUGUGGACCAUGUGAUUCUGGCGGUGAGCUACAUGUCUGAGCUGCUGGAGAGAGAGAUGAGAGUCCAGGAGGAGAGACUUGGCAUUCGUAUCUCUCUGUCUCACGAGAAGGAGCCUCUGGGAACUGCGGGCCCCCUGGCGUUGGCUCGAGAGCUGUUGAACGUUGACAACGAGCCGUUCUUCGUCCUCAACUCGGACGUAAUCUGUGAGUUUCCGUUCAAAGACCUGCUGCAGUUCCACCACAGCCACGGCAAGGAGGGAACCAUCGUGGUAACCCGUGUGGAGGAGCCCUCUAAGUACGGUGUGGUGGUGUUUGAGGGAGACACCGGGAGGAUCCAUCGCUUUGUUGAGAAACCGCAGGUCUUCGUCUCCAACAAGAUCAACGCUGGCAUUUACAUCUUCAAUCCCAGCAUGCUCAGCAGGAUCCAGCUGAGACCAACAUCCAUAGAGAAAGAGAUAUUUCCUGUCAUGGCGGAGGAGGGACAGCUGUACACCAUGGAGCUACAGGGUUUCUGGAUGGACAUCGGCCAGCCUAAAGACUUCCUGACAGGGAUGUGUAUGUACCUUCAGUCGGUACGGCAACAGGCUCCCGAGAGGCUACGCACGGGGCCAGGUUUCCUAGGCAACGUCCUGGUGGACCCCACGGCCCAGAUCGGGCAGCACUGCACCAUCGGGCCGAACGUCACCAUCGGCGCCGGCGUGGUGGUGGAGGACGGAGUGAGAAUCAAACGCUGCACGGUGCUGAGGGGCGCCCGGGUCCGAUCGCACGCCUGGCUGGAGAGCUGCAUCGUGGGCUGGAGCUCCUCGGUAGGCCAGUGGGUGCGUAUGGAGAACGUGACGGUGCUGGGAGAGGACGUGAUCGUGAACGAUGAGCUCUACCUGAACGGAGCCAACGUGCUGCCGCACAAAUCCAUCAACGAGUCGGUCCCGGAGCCACGAAUCAUCAUGUAGCAUCGGGGUGGCAGGAGGAAGCUCCCAGAACUCCACUGAACACCCAAUCUGUGCCACAGAGAGAGAGAGAGAGAGAGAGGGACGAACAUAUGGGUGGAGGAAGAGGAGGAGGAAGAGGAGGAGACAGUUCUUUUCUUUGUUGUUUUCAUUAAUUUCGGACUUGUUUUUAGCCCUGCUUGGCUGCACCGUCCAUCAGCCAGAAACGAUGAGCUGUCAGGAAGCAGCCUGGCCCGUCAGGGAGGGUUAUACGCAGACCUGUGUCAGCGCUGCUGCAGGUAACACAUGAGACUUAAAGGGGACAGACUGUAAAUGUCUCCGUUUGUCCCCUUGGCUUUAUUACAGAAAGGGGGAGGGAGGGCACCAAUAGACCUUUUU
This is a messenger RNA of Perca flavescens (yellow perch), 1615 nucleotides long. RefSeq names its product GDP-mannose pyrophosphorylase B (gene gmppb). NCBI's taxonomy places the organism in Eukaryota, Metazoa, Chordata, Actinopteri, Perciformes, Percidae. The record is from RefSeq and is a predicted model, not a curated record. The coding region runs from base 158 to 1240 and encodes 360 amino acids. Gene Ontology annotation, biological process: GDP-mannose biosynthetic process. The transcript has 10 exons. Gene Ontology annotation, molecular function: GTP binding; mannose-1-phosphate guanylyltransferase (GTP) activity.